UGGCUUCCUGGCUUGACAGCUGUCACUGUACGCCGAGGUCAAGGGGAGAGAAGCAUGGCUGCGUUGUUUAGAGGGUCCCGAAAUGUGUUGCUAAGGUGGAAUAAACAUGUCGACCUUGCCUUCGUGUCAAGUCGGUCAAUGGCUUCAAAGACACCAGUGGGGUUUAUUGGGCUGGGAAACAUGGGCAGUCCAAUGGCAAAGAACCUGCUGAGAAAUGGCUACCCUGUUAUCGCCACUGACGUCUUCCCUGAGUCCUGCAAGGAGCUGCAAGACCUGGGUGCUCAGGUUGUGGACUCUCCAGCAGAAGUUGCAGAUAAAGCAGACCGCAUCAUCACCAUGCUACCUUCCAGUCCCAACGUCAUAGAGGUCUACACAGGUCCCAACGGCAUCCUCAAGAAGGUGAAGAAGGGAACACUGCUGAUUGACUCCUCCACCAUUGACCCUGCCGUCUCCAAAGAGAUGGCAGUCGCUGCAGAGAAGAUGGGAGCUGUGUUCAUGGACGCUCCAGUGUCAGGGGGUGUUGGGGCAGCCAGCCUGGCCAAGCUGACCUUCAUGGUAGGUGGAGUGGAGGAGGAAUACCAUGCUGCACAGGAGCUGCUCACCUGCAUGGGAGCGAACGUUGUUUACUGCGGGCAGGUUGGCACUGGACAAGCAGCUAAGAUCUGCAAUAACAUGCUGCUAGCCAUUGGGAUGAUUGGAACUGCAGAGACCAUGAAUCUUGGCAUCAGACUGGGUUUGGACCCCAAGCUGCUUGCCCAGAUCCUCAACAUGUCUUCAGGCCGUUGCUGGUCUAGCGAUACGUACAACCCAGUCCCCGGCGUCAUGGAGGGAGUUCCCUCUGCCAACAACUACCAGGGCGGCUUUGGGACCACGCUAAUGGCCAAGGAUUUAGGUUUAGCCCAAAACACUGCCACUAACACAAAGACACCCAUCCCUCUGGGCUCCCUGGCGCACCAGAUUUACCGCGUCAUGUCUGCUCGCGGCUACGCUAACAAGGACUUCUCAUCCGUCUUCCAGUUCCUACGCGAGGAGGAGGGACAGUGAAUGGAGGGGGAGCAGAGCUGAAACCCCCUACCUCUACACACAGACACACACACACACACACACACACACCACAACCCCACACCACAGUGCCCCUUUCCCCACUAUGCUCAGGAGAGACUAAGGCCUUGCCCUCAGGCACAGAUCUGUGGUCCAAUUAACAUACUGUAUGUAGACACGUGCCCACCCCUCCAUCCCUCAUUGUAUCAGAUGCAUCAUAUUUUCAAAUCCCAGCUCUCCCUCUGCACAGGAAAAACAAACCCUAGAUCAGUAUCUAGAGCCAAACCUCUUCCUCUCCAGCCCCCUUCCUCUGUUCAGCCUAAGAAGCCAGUGUUAAAGGACGACAGGCAGUAAGAAGCAUAGCACGGUUACAUGUUGUUUUAACACCAUGUAAAUGAGAGUGAUUGAUAAAUCAUAAUUACACUUAGUACUUGAUUUUAUUUGUUUUUUUUUUGUUUGUUUGUUUUUUGUUUGUUUUGUUUGUUGGGUUGUCAGUUUUUUUGUGGUUUGCCUGCUACCCAUAUGAAACUGGACCAGCCUCUUUCUACAGCAUGAAAGAGGAAAAAAAAAACAAAACAAAGCGGAGACAAUGGAAGAGUAGCAGUCUUUCAUUGGUCAAUGUGUUUUCAGUGGCUGUCAGACUGAGUAGCACUCACUGUACCUUGGCAUUCAUUAGUUCUUUUUUUUUUUUUUUUUUAAAUCCUGCAUUCACAGCACUAUAGAUAAGGUUACCAAAAUUAGCCACACUAUUGGCUGAAAAGUUUACUCGUUUUGUCAAGUUUGCCUGCUUUUGGUGGUCGGCUGGUAGAUUUCAGUCAGUAAGCAACCUGUCCACCUGUUCACUACUAUAUUCACUUAUUUGUUCCUUUAUUUCAUUGUAUUUUUUUUUACCUUGAUAAUACACUAGACUUAGAUCCAGGUAUUUGGUAGUAUGUUUAAGUCACUGCAUAUUUGACCAACCAGUUACAUUUUUUUAAAUACUGUGAAAUAUAUUUGGUUACUUUUGCACUGUGUGCGUCGCAGUGCGAUGCAUUGGGCUCCUGAGCUGUUUUGAUAUACCUCCUCUUAGUUACUGAAUCUAUUUGAACUUACCUCUAUGCUGUAUUGUCUAUACUGUCCAUACCUGUUCAACAUCCUUUUUGAAAUCUUGUUACUGCUCAUCGCAAAAUUUUGUGCUCACUCUCUGGCACUUGCUCUUGCCCUUUUUACUUCAGAGUCUUUCCUGUUAUGUUGUUUCUUCUUCUUCUUCCUUCUCCUCCUCCUCCUCUCUCUCUCUCUCUCUCUCUCUCUCUCCCCCUCUCUCACUCUCUCUCUCUCUCUCAAGCCCAUCAUACAACAUCUGUGUAAAGCACCACUGAGUCAAGGCUCCUCCUUGCUCUGUGCAAAUGUACAUAUUGUAUAUUUUAUUUUCUUGUGUUGUAUUGAGGAGAAAUUCAAAAUACAUUGUCAUGUUUUAUUUUUUGUGUUUUGCUGUAAACUGGUUGAGUAAUAGAGCAUCUACAGUUUGUCUUUGUUCUGUAAAGAUUCUCAGUCACACUGUAGCGUGAAAUAAAACAAAUUCUGUCUAUCAUU
Molecule: messenger RNA, 2613 nt
Organism: Myripristis murdjan (pinecone soldierfish)
Lineage: Eukaryota; Metazoa; Chordata; Actinopteri; Holocentriformes; Holocentridae
Gene: hibadha
Product: 3-hydroxyisobutyrate dehydrogenase a
Exons: 8
Coding region: 55-1044 (329 amino acids)
Biological process (GO): L-valine catabolic process
Cellular component (GO): mitochondrion
Molecular function (GO): NAD binding; NADP binding; 3-hydroxyisobutyrate dehydrogenase activity
Source: RefSeq, a predicted model, not a curated record